AUGGCUGAAAACAAUUUGCAGUACAUCGUAAAAUCGACAUUGCCUAGAUUUGAGUAUCCCAAUGUUUCAGUCGCUAAAUUCUUUGCUAAACGAUUCAUCGAGUUAUCCAGUGACUCAGAUUUAAUCGCUUUUAUCGACCCAACUGGGCAAAGUCAGUUGACUUAUAAAGAAUUUUAUCAGAAAGUCCAAGAACUCGCAUACUCGUUGCUUCAAAAAGGCGUCAAAAAGUCAGAUGUUUUUCUCUUUUUUGCUGACAACAGCAUAGACCAUGCUGUGGCCAUUUUUGCAGCCAUCUUCAUUGGAGUCACUGUUACACUACUGCAACCGGCCAGCGGACCAUUUGAGCUGUACGAUCGUAUUCAAAAAGCCAACAUCACUGUGCUUGUAUACGACUGCAAAAAAGUUGACGUCAUCAGAAAAGCUUUGGAAGAUGAGCAUUUCCAAAAAAGCAUUGCUCAACUAAAUGUCUUCCUUCAACUGGACUCACCUGUACCGAUUCUGCAGUACGGUGGCUCCAAGUUUCCUGCAAAUAUCCUUCGAGAGCUAAAGGCAAAGUACAAUACUUGGAUGUUUGAAUGUUAUGGAUCAACGGAGUUCUUCGGCCACGUGAACAUCCUCAAGUAUGGAAAGCUGAGCUUUGAUGACUUUCAGCCCGGUAAUCUUGGUCAGGUUAUGCCAAAUGUUGAGAUGAAGAUUGUUGACUUGAAAACGGGCAAAACGUUGCCAGCAAAUGAGCACGGCGAAAUUUGUUUCAAAGGUUCACCAUGUUUCAUCGGCUACCUCAAUGAUGAAGAAGCAACAAGAAACACAAUUGAUUCAGAAGGUUUCUAUCACAGUGGCGAUAUCGGUUUUUUCAAUGAGGAUCACUGCCUGUUCGUGACAGACCGAAUCAAAGAAUUGAUUAAAUACAAAAUAUGGUCCGUUAUUCCAGCUGAAAUAGAGGAGUUUCUCUACCGACACAAGGCAGUUGCAGGAGCUUGUGUAAUUGGAGUCAGGCAUUCAACUGAUGGAAAUUUAGUUAGAGCAUAUGUCCAGUUGGCUGACGGAACCGAAGUAGCUGAACAAGAACUGAUUGAUUUUGUGAAAGAUAACAUGGGAUUUCAAAAACAACUUCGAGGUGGCGUUCGUUUUGUCUCUGAACUUCCUAGAACCGGCGUAGGGAAAGUUGAUCGCCAAUACUUUAAACAGUUGGUCAAGGAUGAGCUAAUUACCGAAGCAGUACCAUAA
This is a messenger RNA of Rhagoletis zephyria (snowberry fruit fly), 1227 nucleotides long. The record is from RefSeq and is a predicted model, not a curated record. Lineage: Eukaryota; Metazoa; Arthropoda; Insecta; Diptera; Tephritidae.